Molecule: messenger RNA, 360 nt
Organism: Rangifer tarandus platyrhynchus (Svalbard reindeer)
Lineage: Eukaryota; Metazoa; Chordata; Mammalia; Artiodactyla; Cervidae
Source: the annotation of a GenBank genome assembly
AUGGGAGAUGGGAAUGAAGGCCACAAUUGCUGGGGGCUUCCACAGCCCUCUGUCAACACUCACUUCACAGCUGCCUCCGGUUUGGGAAGGAAGACCCAGGCUCAACCUGUCAGAGCAAGAACUGACGGGGCUCAGGGGCCUCUCGGAACCAUCAGAGCCAGGGUUGUCCUCAGCAAAGACCUGCGUGUGGAGUUCCCAACAAAGUCCAGGCCCUCCUGGCCCCGUGCCUGGGGCCUGGCUGACGUGGUGGACAUUGCUGGACAGGUCCUUGUGAGAAGGUUUUUAAAGUUCUGUAUUUAUAUCCCCAAACUUGGAAACACGAUCUCUAUGUUAGCUGAAGCAUCAUAUCUGCUUUUUUAA